Messenger RNA from Paramecium sonneborni, 354 nucleotides. NCBI's taxonomy places the organism in Eukaryota, Ciliophora, Oligohymenophorea, Peniculida, Parameciidae. The record is from the annotation of a GenBank genome assembly.
AUGACGGAAUAAAAUUUGGGUAAAUUAGUGAGUAGUGAUUCGUACAAUAAUAUAAAGAAUGAAGAGGGGAAGAAGAGUGAAGUAGUAGAAGAGAAUCUAUAGACAACAUAGAAAAGAGGUCAACCUAAGAUUAAUAUUAGUCGUUUACCUCCAGGUUUUGCAAACUAAAAGAGAGUAAUAUAAUAGCAAUAAAAGGAAUAGAAAAAGCAAAUAGAACCUUUGAUAAUAAAUUAGAAAUAACAAUAAGUGUAAUAAAAUAUCCAGAACAUUGAGGCUAUACAGGAGUACAAAUAGGUGAGCCAGAUGCUAGAUCCUCUGAAGGCAUUAAUUAUUCAUGAAAUUCUAGCGUGAGAA